UGAAGUUAAAUAGGAGAUCCUGACGACUAAGUUGUACAUUAAGCUACUUUUCUAAAGCUUACAUUAAAUGUAAUACUGUGUUUUUACUUGACUAAGUUAUCUGGAACAUAUAUUUCAAUUUUUCAAUAUGAUGAAAUGUCUACUUGAAUUUGUCAAAUAGUGAUAUAUACACAGAUAUUUAGAGCGUUCAAGAUGGCUACCGGUGGUGGUUUAUUUAAAGCUUUAGAGCGUAGACGUAAACCAUUUUAUGACUUUCCUUGUUCGUUAUGUGAGGGAGAAGGAAAACACGUAGAAGCUGAUAGAUAUUGCGAUGAUUGUUUUGUUUUCAUGUGCAAUGUUUGUAUAAAGAACCACAACAAAUUUCCGCUGAACAGGACACAUCAACUGUUGGACCAAAGUCAGUUUGUGACUGUGACCCAGUCUAAACUGGUUUCAUUUCCGACGAAGCGAUGUUUAAAACAUCCUGGAGAAUUUUACUGCGGAGAGCAUGAUGUCGUAUGCUGUGGUGCGUGCAAAGUUCUCUAUCACACUAACUGUGAUAACACUAAGUAUUUGAUAGACGUGGCUAAGGGAAUACAUGAAAGCAAAGAGUACCAGAGCAUCAAACAAGAAACACGUGCCUUCCUGAACGAUGCCGAUAGAGUUCUUGCAGACCGAAAAGCUGAUAUUUCUCGUAUCGAGCAUGAAAGACAAGAUGUCAAGCGCAUCAUUGUUGAUUUUAGAAAAAAAGUCAACAAGUACUUUGAUGACCUGGAGCAAACAACUCUCGAUGCUUUAAAUGAUAAAGCGGAAGUAAUCAUUAGCAGUUGCAAACAAGAUACAAAAGUUCUUACUAUCACGAAAUCAACAGCUGAGGUUAUGUUGAAGCAGCUGGAGUCAUUCAAGGGAGAUAAUGAGUGCGAUCUCUUCUUACAAGUCAAAACGGGCAUGAAGUUUUUGAGUAAUGCUACACAGGAUGUUCUUACUAUCUCCAAGACGGUAAAGAAAGAUGCUAUUAAUUUCAGGAUAGAUCCGAACAUUGAGCGAUACUUUAGUUCAGUUGAAAUGUUUGGCACCUUUACAGAUAUCCCUAUAAACGCAAGUCAACUUUCAUCAGUAGCCACAAACACGCAUGAGCGCCAAUCAUGUGCAUCUACGCCAUCCUCACAGACGUCUCCAGACAAUCGGAGUCCGCUUCCUAAAUACAAAGCACAGCUUUAUGGUAAAUUUGAUGUAAGGGAGAAAUCUGAAUCUACUGUAUGUGAUGUAAGCAGCAUCCUUCAGUUACCAGACGGAACUAUACUUCUUGCUGAUUUUGGAAACAAGAAAUUGAAGAGACUAGAUCAGUCAUAUAAACUUCUUGAUUCGCUGCGACUGCCUGAUGAACCAGAAUGUAUAUGUAAUGUUGGUCCAGAUGAGGUAGCAGUAUCUCUGUGCUUUGCUGAGAAAGUUCAAUUUAUAUCUGUAAAAGAGAAACUGAGUUUGACUUGGUCAUUUAGUACAGGUGACUUCUGUAGAGGAAUUGUUUAUGUUGAUGAUAAACUGUAUGUCUGUUGUGGUGAUACAAGUGAUUCAGGUACCGGUUGUAUAGAAGUGUAUAACAACGCUGGUCAGCUACAUCAUUCUAUAUGUGGAAUAUCUUUCGUUCCACACCACAUCACAGUCACUGAUGAUGGUCAGCAUCUUCUUGUCACCAGCUGGAACAGUGAUAAAAUAACUAUGAUGAAUCGGACUAAGUUCAACACGUUCAACUACAAGUACUUGAAAGAACCAGAAGGCAUAUGUACUGAUGGUAAAGGCCAGUUGUUUAUCUUAGGGGGUUACAGUAACACAGUUGUACAAUUGGCAUCCAAGAAAGUAGGUGUGAUGCUGCAGAAGAAAGACGGUAUCGACAAUCCUCUUGCAUUUGGCUAUGACAGAAUGCAGUCAAGGAUAUUAGUCUACUGUUACAGAUCAAAUCAAUUGUUAGUAUUCAGUUUGAAAUAGGGCGAAAGGAAUCGAAAGAAGACCUUGAAAGAAAUCGGCAUUUAUAUCAUUUUACCAUUUUACAAUGUAUUUUGAUUGAUUUUUUUAAAUCAUUACUAUCAUGUAUUUAUUGAUUGUUUCUGAAUAUUAUCACGAGAGUUUGACUACAGUGGAAUUAUUGAUAUUCGUAGGGGACUAAUUUUCGUGAAUUUCGUGGUUGAGUGAAUCCACUAACUUUAGUACCAACGAACAAGUAAAAUUCCCAUUCAUUUUAUGUUCAAAAGUUGAAAUCCACGGUUUAAUAACCGUCACGAAAUGUCCUUUUUGACCAAAAACCACGAAAUUUUUGCCCACGAAAUUGACUGAUUUUACAGUAUAUUAGGUGUUAAAUUAAAAUGUAUGUAACAUGCUUUACUUUAAGUAAGAUAUUAUAUUUUAAUGCACACAGACGUUAGCUUAAUGUAUAUUGCAAAUCAAUUUGUAGUUCAUAUAUAAGCAGAACUGAAAACGAAUCAAACAGUGAAGAUAAAAUUGAAACCAGCCGAAAUCCGAAGGACAGUUUCGAAGUCUUUAUCACCCAACUACAUUGUUUUUGGAUUCGAAACGCCGAAAAAGCACCUGCGGCCGAAAAACUAAGUGGAAAAUAAUUUUGAUUAAUGACUUUCAAAGCAUAUAUCAGCACAUUAAUUCAUUUUAUAAAUUUGGCAUUUGGUUCACACAGCAAACUUGAUGCUAGUCCUCAAGGAGGUUUUUAAGAUGUCAGCUGUGAAUGGGCUGUGAAUAAAAUUAUUUAUUACAAAUGACCCCUUAGUGUGAUAUGUAGAUAUUUGACUUUCGGUAAUAAUUUUUGGAUUUGCCUGAUAAAACAUAUUGCUGAUUUAAAAUAUGCAACACUAUUAGUGUAUUCGCUAG
Messenger RNA from Mercenaria mercenaria, 2856 nucleotides. RefSeq lists its product as uncharacterized. The coding region runs from base 193 to 1965 and encodes 590 amino acids. The transcript has 2 exons. NCBI's taxonomy places the organism in Eukaryota, Metazoa, Mollusca, Bivalvia, Venerida, Veneridae. The record is from RefSeq and is a predicted model, not a curated record.